AUGAACAGCACCUCCGAUUACCUGAACCCUGAGCAGAACAGGGGUGAAUUCACGAAGGGAAUCCGGUUCAUGCUCAUCGUCCUCGCCCUUCUCAUCCUUAUCAAGCUCGCCUGCUACAUCUGCACCCACGUCCGUGUCUGUGUCUGCGUCCCGCGGUCCCCCCGGUCCUCCUUGGCAUUGGCGGAGAACAGUGACUACUCGGUCGUGAUCGCGCUUGGCCUUGAUGACACCAACCUGGAGAGCUUCCCGAAGCUCCUCUACUCGCAGGCGAAGGCCGCUGGAGGCAUCGGUGGCUCAUCCGUGAGCUUCAGCUGCUGCUCGAUUUGCUUGUCGGACUACAAGGAGACCGACGUGCUGAGGAUGUUGCCGGGUUGUGGCCAUUACUUCCACUUGAAGUGCGUUGAUGAGUGGUUGAGGUUGAACCCGUCAUGUCCGUGUUGCAGGAACUUGCCUGUUCCGACUCCGAUCGGGAAGCUUCUCGCUGAGGUCGAACCUUUGGCAGCGUCGCGGCUGUGA
This is a messenger RNA of Syzygium oleosum, 516 nucleotides long. RefSeq names its product RING-H2 finger protein ATL70-like. Lineage: Eukaryota; Viridiplantae; Streptophyta; Magnoliopsida; Myrtales; Myrtaceae. The transcript has a single exon. The record is from RefSeq and is a predicted model, not a curated record. Bases 1 to 516 code for a protein of 171 amino acids.